UCUCUGUGUCUUAGGGAAGCUUGGGGUUCAGCUCCUUUUACUUCAAGAGAGCCUGAACUCAAUUAAUGCAAUUUUUGAAGCAUGGCCUGAAUGAUUCGGUCAUUAUCAAGUCAAACUACAAACAGUGAAAGGUUGCUAUCAUUGCCAAAUAGGAAAAAUCUGAAGACACAAAAGCUACACACGAGGAACAUGUCAUCUAGCAUCCUCACUUUUUGAUCCCUACAGAAGAAUGAGAAGUCACACUGUAACAAUGACGACUGCUUCGGUCAGCAGCUGGCCUUGCUCCUCCCAGGGAGUGUACUUUAUUACUAAUCACAGCAUCCAACUGCCACACAACUUCUCAGGAACAUCAAAUUCUACUGCCUGUUCCAUGGAUGAAAAAUUACUUUCUAGUGUGUUAAUAACAUUCUACUCUGUUAUUUUCAUCAUGGGACUGGUUGGAAAUAUAAUUGCCCUCUAUGUAUUUCUGGGUAUCCACCGCAAAAGAAAUUCUAUUCAGAUUUACCUACUUAAUGUAGCCAUUGCAGACCUCUUACUUAUCUUCUGCCUUCCUUUCCGAAUAAUGUAUCACAUUAACCAAAACAAGUGGACGCUAGGUGUGGUUCUUUGCAAGGUUGUGGGAACACUAUUUUAUAUGAACAUGUACAUUAGCAUUAUUUUGCUUGGAUUCAUCAGUUUGGAUCGCUACAUAAAAAUUAAUCGGUCUAUACAACAACGGAAGGCAAUAACAACUAAACAAAGUAUUUAUGUUUGCUGUAUAGUAUGGAUAGUUGCUCUUGCUGGAUUUUUAACUAUGAUUAUUUCAACCCUUAAGAAAGGAGGUCAUAAUUCCACAGUGUGUUUCCAUUAUAGAGAUAAGCACAAUGCAAAAGGAGAAGCAAUUUUUAACUUCAUUCUUGUGGUAAUGUUCUGGCUAAUUUUCCUAUUAAUAAUCCUUUCAUAUAUUAAGAUUGGCAAGAAUCUAUUGAGGAUUUCUAAAAGGAGGUCAAAAUUUCCUAAUUCUGGUAAAUAUGCUACUACAGCCCGGAAUUCCUUUAUUGUAUUAAUCAUUUUUACUAUAUGUUUUGUUCCCUAUCAUGCCUUCCGAUUUGUCUAUAUUUCUUCACAGCUAAAUGUGUCGUCUUGCUAUUGGAAGGAAAUUGUUCACAAUACCAAUGAGAUCAUGCUGGUUUUCUCAUCUUUCAAUAGCUGCUUAGAUCCAGUCAUGUAUUUCCUAAUGUCCAGUAACAUCCGCAAAAUAAUGUGCCAGCUUCUUUCUAGACGAUUUCAAGGGGAAGCGAGCAGGAGUGAAAGCACUUCAGAAUUUAAACCAGGAUACUCCCUGCAUGAUACAUCUGCUGCAACUAAAAUUCAGGCUACUUCUUAAAGCAUUUGAGGUAAAUAUAUUAAAAAGAAUGAUAAAAUACAGCCUCUUAAUUCCUUGGAGAACUAAAAAUUAUGAAACAAAGUUCUAGCACUUACAAAGCUCAGAUCUUCUCAAAGCUCUUUUCUUAUUUGUCAUAUUUCUUUUGCUUAAUUGUAAAAUAUUUCAAGGGAAAAAAAGCUUAGACUCAUCACUAGAUUUUAAAUCUGUAUGUAAAAUCUUUUCAAAAUAUAUUGUUAAGCUAACAACUUUGACAUAGAUUAUAAAGUUAAGUGAAAUUUAUGGCUUUAACGACAGAAUAAUUAAAGAAAAUGUCAUAGUUUCUCAAGUCACUAAAGUAGUUAUUCAAAAUCAAGUUAUUUAAAAUCGAGAAUACUAAUUUCAAGUGUGUUUAAAAGUAAGUUAAAUGAUUUGAGGACGACUUAAAAUGUUAGAAAAUAUAUGUUCGUUGUCAUUUAAAAAGCCUGUAUGAUUUGCCACUGUAUUCAUUUACGCCUAAACCUCUAUAACAGAUGGAACGACAAUAAAAUUCUAAUAAAAAAUGAAA
Molecule: messenger RNA, 1910 nt
Organism: Ceratotherium simum simum (southern white rhinoceros)
Lineage: Eukaryota; Metazoa; Chordata; Mammalia; Perissodactyla; Rhinocerotidae
Source: RefSeq, a predicted model, not a curated record